Molecule: messenger RNA, 4186 nt
Organism: Lytechinus variegatus (green sea urchin)
Lineage: Eukaryota; Metazoa; Echinodermata; Echinoidea; Temnopleuroida; Toxopneustidae
Gene: ap5z1
Product: AP-5 complex subunit zeta-1-like
Exons: 18
Coding region: 15-2492 (825 amino acids)
Cellular component (GO): AP-5 adaptor complex
Source: RefSeq, a predicted model, not a curated record
UUAAAAUUGGCAUAAUGAAAAUGGCCGCGCCCCUUGAUGGAAAAUCUGUACGUUUUCUCUUGACGAAGGAAAGAAGUUUAUCAAAGAGAGAGCUUGAAGCUGUGUACCAUGAAGCCCAUCAGUGCCUUGUAACCGGGGCCCCACCCCUCCAGUGCAUACAGAGUCUGAGGAAACUUCUCUUGGCUAUCUCCUGCACCAAACUUCACAGAGAAAUACCCAAGAGUUUACUGCGUGCAUUAUGCAUCGUAGUCCUAGGUACCAAUACCGGCCUGCCAAAGCUUGAGCCCGUCAGUCUUCUGUGCAGUGCGGUGCUUCAGGAAUAUGGCCCCACCCCUCAGCUGGAUGUGGAGUUGGGGGCGGGGCAGGCUAGCGAUCUCAGACACAUCCCCUACCUGCUUCCCGUCGUUCUAGCGCAGGGUCGCUAUUCGACUCGGCUUGAAAAGCUUGUAUCACAGAUGGUUAAAUGGGUGUCAACAGUGGGUUUUAACUCCGAGAUUCAAUGCAGAGCUCUAUCAAGUCUAGUAACCACGGCAACCCAACACAGAAAUCUACUUUCUGAUGAACAAAUCUAUGUAGUGGGCUCCCAAAUGAGCGAUUGGUUAUCUAAUGCAAGCACAAUCCAAGGAACAAAUCCUAAUUCCAAGCAGAAAUCAAGCAAACAAGAAAGUGUAACGGAGAUAGACGGUCGGGAAUGCCAGGACUACUUCACCUUACUCAGUCUCUCGUCCUACUACAGUCAAGAUCAACUCCUUAAUAUACACACUUUCUCCAGUCUACGUGCCUGGCUACUAGCCACAGCAGCUAGCCCUAGCCAGGGGCAGGAUCCCACUAGCCCUGCUGGUGGGGCAAGCAGAGGGCUGGAUGUUGGAGGAAGGGGGUUGCCCAGUUUGGGAGGAGAGGGUGUGGCAAGGGCGCCCUCUUCGGGAGGAAAGUUUGCCAACAAAGCAAGGAAAGCAAUGACUGAGAAGGCGUGCGAGUAUUGCCUUAGAGUCAUCGACCUCUGUCACAGAAGACCAAUGAAGAUUCAAGAUCAAGACCUCCUACAAGCAUGCCUUGUGGAAGCAAUAGAGACGUUGAUAGUGAUCUGCAGACUGGACACAUCUCUGGUAUCCAAGCUCUACCCGUCAAUCAAGCAAGCCCAUACAAACCUGGCAAAGAAGUGGCCGAGGGUUCAGCUAGCCAUUCUUCAGUUCUUCCUAGACUAUAGUGAAGCCUUGCAUGUGGUUUUCAAACCAGAAGAAGCCAUUGCAGAUAUGUUUGGUGACCUCAUUACAAAGUACAUGUACGAUGACACAGUGACCUUUGACAUUGUGACCUUUCUCAUCACCAAUCUCAACAAGCUUUGCCUGGAAACGGAACUUCUUGAGGAAUACUCUCCUAGUAUAUUAAGAAUUCUUGCCUGGAAUCCCCGUACAUUCUUAUCCGACUAUGUGGAGAUCUUGCCAGCUUUGAUAUCUGCGGAUACUGCCAAGGAAAUGCUUCAUCUACUACUUGACCUGCCCUGCACUUCUGCCUCACUGAUUCUAAUGAAUAGAGAGAGGCAGCUAAGACAGAACCCCUCACUCCUUGAGAUUCAGCCAGCAUUGUUGGCCUCCAUUAACAUCCUUAGGAAACCUGAACACCAACCUUGGUUCAACUACGUUCUCAGGUCGCAAUCAGGGAAGGGAGAUACUAUCAACAAGUUAGAUUUCCUCUACAAGUUGAUUGAUAACCUGGCAUCUCAUCCAAGGGUAAUGAUAUGUUCUCAAGCUAUUCCCUCACUUGUGAGACUGUACUUCAAGACUGUAUUGCAGCAUGCAGACUAUGACCUGGUCUCCGAGCUUUUACCAAUCAUUUUAGAAAGAUCAGCUAUCAUCUUCCCUAUCACUGUCUAUCAAGAUGAAAUGAGAAGGGUGUUGAGUGAUGCUCUCCUGGAGAUCUUGAGACUUCACCCAAGCUUGGUGGUUGAUCAGAGGACAGAACUCCUAGAUUUCAUAGGAGCCUUGAGGCACAUUGAUGGCAAGGAAGAUUUCUUCUCACAUGUGGUGUGGAUCAUUGGACAGUAUACCGCCUCAAUGUACGACAAACGCUGUACCAUGGAAAUCAUCACUGGUUAUUAUGAGUCCCUGGAGACAUUGCUGUAUGAAGUCUCUGUUCUGGUCCAGUCCUCUACUGAAGGUAGACCACCAUACUCUAUCAGACUCAUGGCUAUAAUGAUGACAACACUAGCCAAGCUUGCGUCAAGAUGUCAGGAUCUGAUACCAAGAGUGAUCCUGUGUCUUACCAAGAUAUCUCAACAGCAAACCAAGAGCAGAGUAGCGCAAGAUGAUAAGAAGGUCUUACUAAGCAGAGCUACAGAGCUUGUUAAUCUCCUCAAGUUACCAGAUGUUGCCUCUGCCAUCCUGAGCCCGUCAACGGAUAUCAGAGAUGGAAAGUGGCACUCUGAUGUCAACACGUCCGUUCCACUCCUUCUCAAGGCAGCUAGUCAACUUAUACAGCCACCAGCUAGUUAGUCAACAUGGACCAGCACAAAAUUGAAUACGAUCAAUUAUUACAUAAUGCAUGUACAUCCUGAGCCACAAUCGUUACGAUUGGAAGAGGAAUAGGCCUGUAAUGCUCGAGUACGCAUCACUGGUCAGUGAGAAAUGAAGCAGGUUUUCACCAGGAGGUGAAAAAAAGGUCAGGUGUAUAGGAAAGCAUCAGCAUGCAGCUGUCUAUGGUGAGACGAGAUCUGACAUCUUUGUUGACCGGCCAAUUACAUUGAGAGGACGCAAGUUUACGUGGACAGACUUCAAUCAACGAAUAUGUCUUGUUAAUGCCAUGGUUGGAGAGUUCACCUGAUGAAGUCUUAUCAAAAUUAAGGGGGGGAUCGAGGAUCAUGUAGGUGUACCACCAGCCCAAGGGACUUUCCGUUACUUGACAGGAAGGUUCUUGAAGACAUUGAAUAGGAUUUCAAUGGAAGAAAAUAGGCAACCCAAAUCAGUUCACCUACUAUGCAUGCAACAACAUUAUUCUGCUCAAUAAUCCUUUUCUUUUAAAUGUGUAAUUCCAAAAAAGAAAAACUGAAGAGAGACAAGAUUUUACAAUCUACAUCUAAGUUGUUCAUGCAGGAAAAUAGCCAUUUUAUAAAUUACGCAAAGGCUUACGUGUAUGCUGGAAUUAAUUCUGUGUUCAUAUUUAGCGUUCUCUGGGACAUUUCUGUGUCGUAUCGUAAAGUCUCUAAUAGUCUAAAAGAGGAGGCAAUAUCAUAUUAUUUUGUUCUUAAAUUUCAAACAUAUAUCGUUUAGAUUAUUUUAUGCUUAUUUUGGACUUAAGGUGGUAACAUUACAUGUAUGUGAUCUACGGUGAUCCCCUGAAGGAAUACUUUUUGAAGGAGAGUGCGUCAAAUUUUAUACUCUUUAGAGACUUUUAAGGGCAAUGUUUUGUGAAGCUUGGUCGCUUUGCUUCCUUGCAUGCUUCCUCUCAAAUUCAGAUACAGUAAUUUUCAUCACUGCCUUUUCAUAGACAUGACUGGUGUACAGUGUUAAUAGCAUCCUAGUGAAAAAAAUUAGUUUAACAUAAGUGAUACAUCUGGGCAGCAAUUUGAGAGGGAGCAGAAAACACAAAACAGAAAAGAAAAAGGGAAAUAAAAAAUCAGAAACUUUUUUAUACAAAUGGAAAAUGCGCCAGAAUUGCAGCUAUGAGGGUUUGAACUUCCACAGCUUUUCAUUGGCUCAUUUGCUUGACGAAAAUUAUAGGUCCUAUGUAUUUGAAAAUGAAUUCAAAUCUGAUACAAGUGAAGCAAUCAGCAUUGAAAAUUGGAAGUGGUGGAAUUUUUAAUGCUUGCCCAAGGCCUAGGUGUAUGCAGGAAAAAUUCCCCAUCUUACACCACCGAUAACUUUACCUUUUUUAUUCAUUUAGGACUUAGGUCAUUUUCAUUUCAUUUAUAUUAUUGGAUGACCAAACGCCAGGUCAGCAAAAGGAUCACUCUUAUUAAACUUUUCCUUGGCUUACAAGUUUGUUUUCUGUCUCUGAAUUAGUAAUCAAAUUGAUAUUAAAAGAACAUGUUAUAUGCUUUUAGGCCUUCAUUGGUAUUCAUUUGUAACUUGCAAAUGAUAAUAAUAAUAUGUAUCAUUUAUAAGGCGCCGAUGUAUCUAGUUUCUGAUUCAUAUUACCCCGGCUAUAGCUCCAGCUGCUAAAGGCGCUUGGUGCAUUCAAAGAUUUAAUC